AUGGACUAUGACUUCCGGGUGUCGGAGCAACCCUCUCUGACUGUGAGUCCCAGCAGCUCUCAGCUGUUUGAAGGAGAGUCUGUCUCUCUGAGCUGUGAGGAGGACGACAGCUCUGCUGGAUGGACGCUGAGGAGGAACACAACCAGAGAAACCAGGACUCAGUGUGACAACUGGGGAAGAUCAGCUGGUUCUUCCUGUAACAUCAGCUCCAUCGACCCAUUGGACAGUGGAGUUUACUGGUGUGAGUCCAGAGAGGGAGCAACCAGUACCACCAUCAACAUCACUGUCACUGGUGGACCAGUGAUCCUGCAGAGUCCUGUCCUCCCUGUGAUGGAGGGACAUGAUGUCACUCUGCACUGUAAAACAAAGACCCCUCCCUCCAACUUCCCAGCUGGUUUCUAUAAAGAUGGCUCCCUCAUCAGGACUGAGCCUACAGGUCACAUGACCAUCCACCAUGUUAACAAGUCGGAUGAAGGCCUCUACAAGUGUGACAUCAGCGGUCGUGGAGAGUCUCCAUCCAGCUGGAUCUCUGUCACAGGGAAACCCACCACUACACGUCCUCCUACGUCCACCUGUCUUUCUUCAUCACCAGCUCCUCCUCCUCCCUCUGUGAUGCUGUGGUCUGUUCCACUGUCCUGUGUUCUGCUGGUUCUACUGGUUCUACUGGUUCUACUGUUAAUAUGGUGUGUUUGGGGGAAACAUACAGCUGCUGAAGAAGAAGUUGUAGAAAAUGACAUCACAGAGGACAUCACAUACAGUGACAUCAGAAUAUCACAUCACCAACGGCAGCCAAUCAGACGAGGCAGAGAGAGUGAUCCAGCUGCAGUCUACUCAGCAGUGAGAGGAACAGAUGACGUCAUUUAUGGACAAAUAGCCAUCAAACCACAAAGGACGAGAGAGUUUCCAGCAGAGCCAGAGGUCGUCUACUCUUCACUGAGGUAGACCUUCACACCUUCACACCAGUCCAACCACUGAUGUCCAGCUGGCCUGGAACUGGUCCCCAGAGCCCCUCACACCUCAGCACAUCCACUUAUACAAUUCUUAUUUUUUAUAUGAUUUAGAUAAAUUAGACAAAGCAACACUUCCUCAUACAGAAAUAUAAACAAAGUGCCCCAGAACGACACACUGUAUAAGUUGGACAGUACAAUGACAUACAGGCGUACUGGGCCUUCAGUACUCUAUGUAAGUCAUCCACAAAACUUAUUUAAUUAAUAUUAAUUUAAUUAAAACAUGUCAAUUUUGACUUUCUUUCACUGGGACUCAAUUGUUGGGCUCCUGAGUGAAGGUCUUCAGUUUACUUCACUCAUCCAUCCACAGACUUUGUUUCUGGUAGCUUCACGUUGUUUUGUGGGUAAUAACUAAGUUUACUGUUAUUUUAUGAUUUAUUUAUG
Molecule: messenger RNA, 1391 nt
Organism: Micropterus dolomieu (smallmouth bass)
Lineage: Eukaryota; Metazoa; Chordata; Actinopteri; Centrarchiformes; Centrarchidae
Product: high affinity immunoglobulin gamma Fc receptor I-like
Exons: 7
Coding region: 1-942 (313 amino acids)
Biological process (GO): cell surface receptor signaling pathway
Molecular function (GO): transmembrane signaling receptor activity
Source: RefSeq, a predicted model, not a curated record